UGUCAGGAGUAUUGAAAAAAGAGGGUGUUGAUCGAUAAUCGUAGAAGAGUGAAAAACUAAUAAGUUUAUCUUUAAUUGGGAGUUUUAAUUAAUUUAAUUUGCCAAGAACAGGUAGAAAGCACUUUUCCCAAAAUGAUUGGUGGAUUAUUUGUGUAUAAUCACAAAGGGGAGGUGUUAAUUAGUCGUGUGUAUCGUGAUGAUAUUGGUCGUAAUGCAGUCGACGCUUUCCGUGUCAACGUCAUCCAUGCAAGGCAGCAAGUGCGUUCCCCGGUAACGAAUAUCGCACGAACCAGCUUUUUCCAUAUCAAGCGUGCCAACAUUUGGCUGGCUGCAGUUACGAAGCAAAAUGUGAACGCAGCAAUGGUGUUUGAAUUCCUAUUGAAAAUAAUCGAAGUGAUGCAGUCAUACUUUGGUAAAAUUUCUGAGGAAAACAUCAAGAACAAUUUCGUUCUAAUUUAUGAACUGCUCGAUGAGAUACUCGACUUCGGCUAUCCGCAGAACACGGACUCGGGCACGCUGAAGACGUUCAUCACGCAACAGGGUAUCAAAUCAGCCACCAAGGAGGAACAAAUGCAAAUCACCUCACAAGUAACCGGCCAGAUUGGUUGGCGGCGUGAAGGAAUAAAAUACCGUCGCAAUGAACUUUUCCUCGACGUGUUAGAGUACGUGAAUCUGCUGAUGAGUCCACAAGGGCAAGUGCUUUCAGCCCACGUUGCUGGAAAAGUGGUUAUGAAAUCUUACCUUUCGGGUAUGCCUGAAUGUAAAUUUGGUAUUAACGAUAAAAUCGUUAUGGAGUCAAAGGGUCGCGGCAUUGGUGGCAAUUCCGAAGCGGAAACCUCGCGUUCUGGCAAGCCUGUUGUCGUAAUCGAUGAUUGUCAGUUCCAUCAAUGCGUUAAAUUAAGCAAGUUCGAAACAGAGCACUCCAUUAGUUUUAUUCCACCUGAUGGAGAAUUUGAGCUCAUGCGCUAUCGUACCACCAAAGAUAUAUCAUUGCCAUUCCGUGUUAUACCACUCGUUCGGGAAGUAGGACGUACCAAAAUGGAAGUAAAAGUAGUCCUGAAAUCGAAUUUCAAACCCUCACUAUUGGGUCAGAAAAUUGAGGUAAAAAUCCCAACACCAUUGAAUACUUCCGGGGUGCAGUUGAUCUGCUUGAAGGGUAAAGCCAAAUAUAAAGCUUCGGAUAAUGCAAUUGUUUGGAAAAUAAAACGUAUGGCCGGCAUGAAAGAAACUCAAUUAUCGGCUGAAAUUGAAUUGCUAGAGACAGAUACUAAAAAGAAAUGGACACGCCCACCAAUUUCAAUGAAUUUCGAAGUACCAUUUGCGCCAUCUGGCUUUAAAGUUCGCUAUCUGAAAGUCUUUGAACCAAAGCUCAACUAUUCUGAUCACGAUGUUGUGAAAUGGGUACGUUAUAUUGGACGUAGCGGCCUCUACGAAACUCGCUGUUAAGCCGAAUUCACAGUGAGGGCGAUUAGAAGAAUAAUGAAUUUUACAAUUGGUAUUCUCAAUCAAAUUGAACACGUUAUAUUCCACACUAGUUCUGUAAUGUACAUUCAUCAUUAUCUACAUACAUACAUAUGUAUAUGCAUAUUAAUUAUAUUAUUUAACCAAAAAUGCUAUCAUAAUCUAAUUUUGUAUCGCUGCACUUGGCACAGCCGUAUGUAUAUUCCUAAAACUUUAUAUAUUUUAUGAUUAAAACUUUUAUAUUUUUAUUUUUCACAUAUAAUAUAAACGCCAACUUUAAAAGCGUUUCCUUAACGAACAAACUUGGUAAAUGUUGGACGACUGAAGAUGUUGCAAUCUAUCUUGUCGAAAUUCCUUUUAAGUAUAUUUUUGAUUAAUGUUGCUUAUUCAAUUCAACAUACUUAAAUGAAAAUUACUCUGAGGUAUAAUCUAAACAGUAUAUAAUAACAUAAUACUCGAAAAGACAACACUACAUAGAAUGCAUAAGCAUAUAUGUAGCAACCAUUGAAAGAGAAUAAGAAAAUCGAAUUUCGGCAUGAAACAUUUACAUCCUGUGUAUAUGGCGCACUUAAAGUGGAGCGUAGAGAAAUGUGCUGGCAAAGCUAUACACAAAAUUGUCUUUUUUUCAUAUUAGUACAAUCUUGUAAUCCCAAAAAUGUUUUCUAUUUGUCAAACUUUUCAACAACCAAUUAAAGCAAUUUGAAUGUUAUUGCUAUUACUCUCUGUUGUAUAAGUAUAAACAUUUAGACAUAAGAUAAUAAAUAUUUAUGUAUGAAUAAAUCAAGUACACAAAACUCGAA
Molecule: messenger RNA, 2261 nt
Organism: Ceratitis capitata (Mediterranean fruit fly)
Lineage: Eukaryota; Metazoa; Arthropoda; Insecta; Diptera; Tephritidae
Gene: AP-2mu
Product: AP-2 complex subunit mu
Exons: 3
Coding region: 133-1446 (437 amino acids)
Biological process (GO): intracellular protein transport; clathrin-dependent endocytosis
Cellular component (GO): AP-2 adaptor complex; cytoplasmic vesicle
Molecular function (GO): clathrin-cargo adaptor activity
Source: RefSeq, a predicted model, not a curated record